AUGCCACAUUGGAAAUCAUCUGUGCAUCAAAAACGCGCGGCCCAACUUAGCGCCAUCCCUCCCUCCUGGCGUCUCCCUUCCACAGUCCUCAUUCCUCCCCUCCCUAACACUCUCGAAACCAUCCGAACGUGCGGCCUCCUUUCUGCGGAGGAGCUUGAAUGGACCGAGACUGACGAUGUGACAAAUCUGCUUUCCCUCGUGGCCUCAAGAGAGGUGAGUUCCGUGCAGUUGACCACAGCAUUCUGCAAGCGGGCGGCAAUCGCGCAGCAGAUGACCAAGUGUCUGACGGAGAUCUUUUUCGACCGGGCGUUGGCGCGAGCGAAGGAGCUGGAUGAUCAGUAUGAGAAGACUGGUAUCCUGACAGGACCUCUGCACGGAUUACCAGUUUCCAUCAAGGAUCGGUUUGAUGUGGAGGGGAUGGAUACUACGGUUGGAUGGGUUGGCUUGAUUGGAAAGCCAGCGCAGAGGUCCAGUUCCAUCGCCAGAUUGCUUGAGUCCAUGGGCGCAGUGCUCUACGUCAAGACGAAUAUACCACAGUCUCUGAUGAUGUCUGACUCGUACAACCACGUCUUCGGCCAGUCCAUCAACGCAUUUAACCACGAGCUCAUCUCUGGCGGCAGCUCCGGAGGCGAAGGCGCCCUGAUCGGUGCGCGAGGCAGUAUUCUAGGUAUCGGGACGGAUAUCGGGGGCUCGAUCCGCAUCCCGGCUGCCUUGCAGGGUCUCUACUCUAUCUGUCCGACGGCGGGCCGUGUCCCGUGGGACUGUUCUUUCAUGCAUCAGCACUACCUCGUUCCCCCAGUCGCAGGGCCCAUGGCUCGAAGCAUCGCGACAAUUGAGUACUUUAUGCAAUCACUUCUCGAUUCGAGCCCCUGGGACAUGGACCCAGGUUGCAUACCCAUUCCCUGGAGGAAGGAGUUAGCAGCCUUACCUGAUCGCAAGCUCAAGUUGGGAGUCGUCUUCGACGACGGGGUGGUCAAGCCACAGCCGCCUAUAACUCGGGCUCUACGCGAGGUGGUAACGAAGCUUGCAGCAGCUGGCCAUGAAGUCAUCGAAUGGAGCACUACUCUCCACACACCAGGGACAAAUCUUUGGAAGAAAGCUAUCCUAGCAGACGGGGGCUCGCACUGCAAACACCUCUGCGACAUUGUCGAUGAGCCAUUGAUCGAAGGCAUGGUAGUCGGGACUGCAGCGGAUGAACUUUCCAUUCUGGAACGGGAAAAGCUCGAAGAAGAAAAGUGGCUCUUCCAAGAACGUUUUCUAAAGCAGUGGAAAGACAGCGGAAUCGAUGCGCUCCUCAUGCCUGUAACGCCCUGGGUCGGGUACAAGCCGAAAACGUGGGUCAAGAGCGCCCAGUGGCUGGGUUAUACGGCCCUCUGGAACCUCCUGAACUACGCGGCAGUGACGGUGCCUGUGACGAGCGCAGAUCCGGCUCUAGAUCAGCCCGGUCAAGAUUGGCUGGCUCACACUCCUCGGAACCAGUCUGAUGGGUUCAAUCAUGGCCAGUACGACGUCGAUUUGGUCAAGAAUAUGCCAAUCUGCAUACAGAUCGUAGGAGGGCGGUUCGGGGAGGAAAAGGCUGUUGCUGUUGCGAAAGUGGUUGAUGAGCUUACACAUUCGUGA
Messenger RNA from Aspergillus udagawae, 1620 nucleotides. Its product is annotated as putative acetamidase. The coding region runs from base 1 to 1620 and encodes 539 amino acids. The record is from RefSeq and is a predicted model, not a curated record. Lineage: Eukaryota; Fungi; Ascomycota; Eurotiomycetes; Eurotiales; Aspergillaceae. The transcript has 7 exons.